UCCUCAGAGAGUUCCUGCCAGGUGUUUCCAGGWGUUCAUCAGUUCUGGACAAAAUAUUCCAGCAGUCUCCGUUUCACUGUAAACAUUUUUGUUUCUGCUAAGAACCAUCCAGAAUCUGUUCCUCAGUGUUUGUCCUCCUUGUGCCCUGAACAGGACCGGCGUUAGGACCCAGCAGAGACCAGGAGCGAACAUCUGUCUCCUCUGUAAGAACCGGACUCCGGUCUGAAGACUCGCACAGGCAGCGGCAGGCUGGCACCGCGCGGAGGACCGGACCUGAGCGGAACCGGGACGAUGUGGACUCGCGAGUCCGGACCCUGACAGGAAGUGGAGGCAGAGCUACGAGCGCGCGCAGCGAACAUGAAGACACCUAUGCGCCACGGGGUGGCCGUCCUGCUCGUGCUGCUCCUGUGUGCCAGCUUGUUCCUGGUCUACAAUGGGAACUUCAGCAGUGCUUCCAGGGACGCCAACGACACGCUCGCCCAGCAGCGGCCCCCCGAMUCCCCCACCACCGUGGCCAAGCCUCACCUGCCCGUCCUCCAGGGCUACAGUGGCAUCAUCGACCACCAGCCUCUGACGAUGCACUGCCACACCUGCUCCCUGGUGACCAGCUCAGGUCACCUGAUCGGAGGCGGCCGCGGCCCCGACAUCGACCGGGCGGAGUGCGUCAUCCGCAUGAACGACGCGCCCACCGCCGGGGGCUACGCCCGCGACGUGGGCCGCCGCACCUCCCUGAGGGUCAUCGCCCACUCCAGCAUGCAGCGCGUCCUGCGCAGCCGCCACGAGCUGCUCAACRCCAGCCAGGACACGGUCUUCAUCUUCUGGGGCCCCAGCAGCUACAUGAGGCGCGAUGGGAAGGGCCUGGUCUACAACAACCUGCGGCUGAUGAACCAGGUGCUGCCCAAGCUCAAGGUCUACAUCAUCUCCUGGCAGAAGAUGCUGCAGUUUGAUGAUCUGUUCAAGAAGGAGACGGGGAAGGACCGGAAAAUCUCCAACUCCUGGCUGAGCACCGGCUGGUUCACGAUGACCAUCGCUCUGGAGCUCUGCGACCGGAUCAACGUGUUCGGCAUGGUGGCCCCGGACUUCUGCAGGGAGCCCCAGCACCAGUCCAUCCCCUACCACUACUACGAGCCGCGAGGCCCCGACGAGUGCGCCAUGUACAUCUCCCACGAGCGGGGCAAGCGCGGCAGCCACCACCGCUUCAUCACMGAGAAGCGUGUGUUCGCCAGCUGGGCUCGGACGUUUGACAUCCACUUCUACCAGCCAGACUGGAGCCCCCCGCCUCUACCAGACAACGGGACGCUGGGAGGGACCACCCCGACAGCUCCCAGGAAUACGUGACUUCACUCUGCAGAGCGAACAAAACUCUUUACAGAUUAACCUCAGGAGGACGAGCGCCGGCCCGGACGACGGGGCCCGGAGCCCGCUCCGUGUGUUUUUUGUUAACGAGGGGAGGUGGUCCGGCUCGGAGUUGUUUGAAAACCUUCCUGGGAUGAGGUUUUACACAAAAGCAGGAUCAUCAAACACUUUCUCCAAGCGUGCAUGCAGCGUUACUGUGGACCCCGCUGGUCUUUGUGCACAACUGACCAGAGGGAUCAGAGGGGAAACAAACCGCAGCAGAAAGUCUUUGUUGCAGCAAAACUCCAGACGUGAUUCACCAAUGAUGCAGAAAUAUAACAUGAAAAUACCUGAAAUCUAAAAAGAGGCGAUGCAGUCAGAAUAAUUCAUCUGAAUGUUUCAAUCAUUUCUUCAAAAGUCAGGAUUUUCUGCUGUUUUUAAAGAUUAAACAGGUCAAACCGGACGAGAUUCUAUAAAAGCUUAUCUGGUGCAACAAAAGGCACAAAGCAGUUAAAUAAACGUCUUUCAUUUAUUCUGCCUUGGAGAUGUGUUGUGUUGCUCAUCCAAGUCCAACUUUGCACUGCAGCGCCUCCAGGAUGAUUGACAGGUGUGUAACCGUCUCCGGGAUGUUUUAUCUUCUGCGUGCGCAGCUCUUUCAGUUCUGGACGUUCGUAUCAUAAGUCUUUGUUGGCUCCUGUCAGUGGGUAACAGUGCAAUUUAUUUCAGUACAAGCUAAAUUUCCAUGUAAAAGCUCAGCCAUGUCACAGAAGACAAGCUGGGGAUGAAGAUGGAGAGCAGGGUCGCCGCAGCAGCAUCCAUCCUGCUGGAUUCCUCUGCUGCKGCGCCUGUGAGCCUCCACCUCUCAGAGCAUCACACCCGUUAGAAAAAUGCAGUUUCUUUUUAKAUAUUCUUUGUUAAACUGAGUGUAAUUUGUCACUCUGGAUCUGGACUGUAUUUUAUGAGCUACAUGUGGACUCUCCUCCUUCAUGAAUAAAAACAGGUGUCAGUCAGAGAAAAAGUGAUGACACGGUUAUUUCAAUGAUA
Austrofundulus limnaeus is the source of this 2379-nucleotide messenger RNA. It is a transcript of the gene st6galnac5a, whose product is annotated as ST6 (alpha-N-acetyl-neuraminyl-2,3-beta-galactosyl-1,3)-N-acetylgalactosaminide alpha-2,6-sialyltransferase 5a. Gene Ontology annotation, biological process: oligosaccharide metabolic process; ganglioside biosynthetic process. The record is from RefSeq and is a predicted model, not a curated record. Gene Ontology annotation, molecular function: alpha-N-acetylgalactosaminide alpha-2,6-sialyltransferase activity. The transcript has 7 exons. NCBI's taxonomy places the organism in Eukaryota, Metazoa, Chordata, Actinopteri, Cyprinodontiformes, Rivulidae. Bases 358 to 1338 code for a protein of 326 amino acids.